Messenger RNA from Acanthoscelides obtectus, 309 nucleotides. The record is from the annotation of a GenBank genome assembly. NCBI's taxonomy places the organism in Eukaryota, Metazoa, Arthropoda, Insecta, Coleoptera, Chrysomelidae.
AUGGGUGAUUUUGUUGAGCAAAAAACUUGCAUCAAAUUUUGUUUGCGGAACGAAUAUUCUUGUGCGGACACGUCGAAAAUGUUGCGGAAGGCCUUUGGUGAUCAAACUAUGCCACAAAAAAACAUUCAUAAGUGGUACAACGAGUUCAAAGCGGGUCAAGAACGCGUUGAAGACGAACGUCGCUCUGGACGACCAUCAACAUCUACCGACGAGGACCACGUCCAACAAAUCAAAGAUGUAGUGCUUGAAAAUCGUCGAUUGACAAUUAGAGACAUCGCUUGGCUCAGCCCAAACCAUUGUGAAGGAUGA